Messenger RNA from Colletotrichum tamarilloi, 1956 nucleotides. RefSeq lists its product as uncharacterized. Bases 1 to 1956 code for a protein of 651 amino acids. The record is from RefSeq and is a predicted model, not a curated record. The transcript has 2 exons. NCBI's taxonomy places the organism in Eukaryota, Fungi, Ascomycota, Sordariomycetes, Glomerellales, Glomerellaceae.
AUGCACAGGUUCAUGACAGACGGUCUCGAAAACGACGACAAGUAUCGCAUGGUCGAGGACGAGCUCGUCACAAUCGCAGGCCACUUCACAGCACACCUCCACGCAGCAGAAUACCAGCGCCUCAAAGCCCAAACACGCACCCAAAACGCAGAAACCAUCAAGACCAUUUCCCGCCCCGUCGUCGGCUCCCUCACCGAGCUCGCGCGCAAACGUCAGGAGGAGCUGCUCCGUAAGAGGAAGCAGCGCGAGGCGCUGCGCCGCGCAAAGAGGGACGCCGGCCGCGACGACGAGGAAACUGGGGAUGAGACGAGCGUGCCGUGGCGGGGUACGUCGCUGCAGGGGCUCAUGCAUAGUCCCAAGAAGAAGGAGGUGCCGCUGAUGGCGCUGACGAGGACGGAUUCAGGGGUGAGGACAUCGGCUUCGGGGCUGUUUGGGGGCGUGGUGAGGUCUUCUCAGAGUAAAAGGCCGGCGGCGCCGGCGAAGAGGAGUACGCCAGUGGAUGAGACGACGACGGAAGAUGAGAGUGAUGACCUUGGAGGACCUGUCAAAGCUUCAGUCAGGAGGGACACCAUCCACAUCCACUUCAUCAACAAACUUCUGGCGCUCCAAAACCAGACUUCGCACCCCCAGCAUCCUUCUGAGAUACGACAGGAAACGUCCCAACCCCCGAGUAUGGCUUCGACGAUGGAAGAGGAGAUUUACCUCGCCAUGCAACAUGUCUUCUCCAAAAAGCACGCCGAGAUCCGUCACCCAAAACCCAUCCAACGCAGAAUUCACGCUUGCUUGGGCCCAGCGAUCAAAGCCCUUGACUUGAAAUAUACUCGGCCAGUCGUCGUCAGUACGUGCCAGAAACUCCUGGAGGAGAAGAUCUUCGAAACCAAAUGGAAGGCCGAGCAGCGGUUUCCUCAGUUGUUCCAACAACUCCCGGCUUCAGCACAAGUAGUAGCUACACCAGCGAAUGCGCCAGAGACGCCGGAAGCUACGAGACAGGAGAUAGAUUGGAAGGAGAAGAUUGGGGCGCUCAUUUCUGAGAGAAAGGCGGAAAGGACGUCUCGGCUGCAAGCCGCUAUUGUAGGUCCAGGACGAGAUGCUGAAGGAAGUAUGGCAGUUCCGGGGUCUUACACUAGUCAGGCUACAGCGGACGUGGGCGACGCGGCAAGCAUCACGACAAGCAGCGACACCGUCAUCCCCGAGUCAACGGCAACAGCAACAGCGCGACAGCCACCUAUAGAGACCGCAGAUUUCCCCGUGCUUUCCACCGCCUUCCUAUCAUACGAAGCCCAGCAUGCUCUCUUCGCAAAGAUCCAAAGCCUUCUAGAGAAGGCCUGCUUCGACUACGCGAAGCAGGCGCACCCCAAGAUCCUGGAAGCAGGACAAUGGGAGUCGCCCGAGCGCGUCGAACUUCAGAAAUGGAUGUGGAUCUUCAAAAACGAGGUAUUUGAUACAUUCCAAGCUGAAACGGUGCCCCCGCCGCAUACAGACUGGCACGCCUUCUUCGAAUCGAUCAAGCAGAUUCGGCACAAGGCCGUGCAUCGCGAGGUUCUUUGCGUCGCGGAUGUGAAGGCAUACCUCGCUGACGCGGAGAGCCUUGCGAAGCUGCUGCGGCAGGACGAGUGUCUCGCUAAGCUGGGGUUCUUGAGGGAGGAGACGGAGAUGGUGCUGGCGGUUUCGGAGCGAAAGAAGGACGGGCUGGCGGUCAAGUAUCAGGCCAAGUUUGAUGAGAUUGGGGUGCGGAGAAAGGAGCUGGACGAGAGUGAGAGACGGACGAGGGAGGAGAUGGUCAGAGAGCACCGGAUGAUGCAGAGUGACCUCGGCUUUGGAUUCAAGCUUGCGGUCUCGGAGAUGAAGGAGACGGUGGUUCCAGGGAAGGGAGGUGAAGUGGGAGGGGAUAAAGAAGAAGGCGCGGGCCCCUGGAGACUUAUAGACGGCUUCUGGAAACUGGUUUCUGGCUGGUGA